UCUCUCUAGGGUUUAAGCAGCGCUGCGGGAGUGUUGUGUGUUUCAGUGAAUGUCGAACCCUAAAUCCGUCGAUCCGUCCCUCUGGUGGGAUUCGUUUGGAUCUCUUCUAAGCGAGCUCGAGAAUGCAUCUCUCUCCGAUGAACUCCCUCCCCCCAUCGAGAAGAAGUUGGAGGAAAACCACGCGUGGUUCGUUAACACUCUGUCGAUGUUCAAACCGCCGAGUGCGAAAUCGAAAGAGGCUUUGGAUUCGGAUGUAGUGAAGAUUAAGGAGCACCGGUUGGUGAUUAAGCCUGAACUCAAAGAGAAAGCGCUUCGAAUCAGCUCUCAUCUGAAUCUAGAUGAAAUCCAAUCAUACAUACUCGUGGAAAGAUCUACGGAGCAGGAACAUGGAAAAACCGACGCUCAAGAUUUCGUUGUCAUGAUAUUGCUUCAGUAUUACAUGGAACGCCAGUGCCUACUCAAGUGUACUAAGCGUAUUCUCACCCAUGCCUUAUACACAGCAAGAGAGAAAAGUGCUAUUAGGGACGAAUGUGUAAAGCUUAUCUCGGAUGGUCUUGAAAGACAACUAUCAUCAGUUCUUGAGAAUCUUUUCUCCUCUUCUUUUCCACAGAAAAUGGAUGUCAAUCUAUUUAAUUUGUGGGCGGAGGAGAUACUAAUUGAGGACAGUUUGGUGUUGGAUAUUCUUUUCCUUCUUUAUCAUGAAUCAUUUCACACUUGUAAUGGAGAAAGAUGGAGGACACUGUGUUCCUUGUACAAGGGAAUUAUUUUGGGCUCCUACAGCUUUAGGAAGCUGGCAGUGUCAGCUGAAGCACAGCAUUCUGCAUGCCGUGUAAAAAUUCAGUUGUUGAUGAUUCUUAUCGACACGCUGGAUAUGGAGAAUUUGUUACAAAUGGUUCAUGACGGAGUACCUUUCAGGUCUGGCGCUUGUGCUUUUUCCAUUAUUGAUGUGCAAGAGAUGGAUGCAACAAUCUCUAGCCUCAACACUCUCGAAGUAAAAGAAGCAGGACCUCUAGUCCUUGCAUGGGCAGUAUUUCUGUGUCUUAUUUCAUCACUUCCUGGGAAGGAGGAAAGUCCUUUCCUGAUGGAGAUAGAUCACGUGAGCUAUGUUCAUCAAGCUUUUGAGGCAGCAUCAUUGAGCUAUUUCCUUGAUGUUCUUAAAAGUGAUGUGUUGAAUGAUUUCGAUGGACCAAUCUCUGGUUUUCGUAGUGUCUUGAGGACUUUUAUUUCAGCAUUUAUUGCGUCAUAUGAAAUCAAUAUUCAGCUAGAAGAUGCCAAUCUGGAUCUGAUACUGGACAUCCUUUGCAAGGUUUAUCAAGGAGAGGAGUCCCUCUGUAGUCAGUUUUGGGAUCGAAAAAGUUAUGUUGAUGGCCCUAUUCGGUGUAUUCUCUUUGAUUUGGAGAGUGAAUUUCCGUUCAGAAGUGUUGAAUUCAUUCGUCUCUUAGCGUCCUUGAGUGAAGGAAGUUGGCCUGCUGAAUGUGUAUACAACUUUCUGGAUAGAUCAGUCGGGAUAUCAACCUUAUUUGAUAUUACUAGUGACUCUCUAGUAGAUGAUGCUUCCCAGCUAGUUGAAACUUCCCAGCCGUUGCAAAUUCCAGGUCUUGAAGGUUUAGUUAUUCCCAGCAAUACUCGUGGGCGAAUUCUGAGAGUAAUCAAUGAAAACAUUGGCCUUGUGCGGUGGGAGUAUUCACUCUCUGGCGCUACAGUGUUGAUCAUCCAUUUGGCCAAUGUACUCUACACUGGUAACAAUCGUGAAGCGUUUGUGAUUCUAGAGCUGCUUCGUCGAUUGGUAACAUUUAACAAGGCCGUUUGUUUCUCCUUACUGAAUAUCAGUCACUUCUUUCAUAAUGAAUCUUACAUGAAUGAGAAGCUGGAAAGUGAUGUGAGAGUGGUUGAUAUACUUUGCAAUUCAGUCAGAAGCUUGAAUUUUGACUCUACCGGUGCAGCUAUGAUGGCAAUGGCUAUUGAUAUCUUAGCUAAGCUGUUACGAUGUUCCCCAUCAAAUGUUGCUCCCAUGGUUUUAAAGGCAAAUAUAUUUGACAUGACUUCAGGGUCAGGCGUCUCAGAUAGUGGAUACAGUAUUUCUUUGAGUGGAUCCUGGUCGCUCUCCGGGAAACUGGCAAAAAUGAUCUUGAUUGAUUUGGAGAAGAAUGAUACAAGCUGCCCAUUGAUUGUAUCAGUUCUGGAAUUCACCAUGCAGCUUGUGGAAGGAGGAGUGGAGAAUGAUGUAGUACUUGCUCUAAUUGUUUUCUCGUUGCAGUAUGUUCUUGUUAGUCAUGAGUCUUGGAAAUACAAUCAUGGGCAUAUGCGUUGGGAUGUGACGCUAAAGGUCAUUGAAGUGAUGAAAACGUGUCUCAGAUUCAGUAAAUUCUCCACCAAGCUGAAAGAUGUUAUCCUUGAUAUCUUGCUGAACGAUGCCUCUGUUCACAAUGCUCUCUUCCGAAUCAUUUGUACAACUACACAAACUUUAGAGAACUUUUGUGCAAGCCGUUUUAUUGAACCAGCAGAGAUUGAAGGAUGGCAACUUUCCAUAGUCUCUGUUUUGGAUGUUUUAGACAUCACGCUCUCCCAAUUUUCUCAGAGUACAGAUUCUGGUCUUCCCGUGUUACAUCAAACUAUCCUGUCGUCUACAGCUAAACCAGUCCCAGUUGUGGCAGCUAUCACAUCGCUGAUAUCUUACUUUCGGAAUCCUAUUAUCCAGGUUGGUGCUGCUAAAGUACUUUCAAAGUUAUUUGCCAUGGCAGAAUCAUCACAACUCUAUAUAAUAAGCAAAGCAGGCUUUGGACUAGACGAUAAACAGAUCACAGAUUUAAGAACAUCGGUUAGCCAGAUCAUACUUGAUCUAUCGGAACCAAAUGAAGACCUAGUCAUUGCCACGAUGAAACUACUAACUGUUGCGGCAAGAUAUCAGCCUGCUCUUUUAGUUGCCCUAUUUGAUUCAAGCGAAGACUCAGAUGCUGGUAAGUUAAAACAGCCAGACAAAGAGGAUUCCUCAGGUCCUGGAUUGGCUUGUAAAUCUCGAUUACUGCACACUAUCCUGCAGCAUGUUGAGAGAGCAACUGAUUUUAUCAAUAGAUACACGGAUAUAUUACUGAGUUUACUUGGUUUUCUUAAAACCCUGUGGCAAGAGGCUGGCCAAUACGCGAAUUUGUUGGAACCAUUUAAGGCGUCAAAAAGGUUGUGGCAGGAAUUUUCCAACAUCACAACCCAGGUGUCGAAGCUAAAGGAUUCGUCAGUUGAAAGAUUAGGGAAAGAAGAAAUCUCUAAGUUGUAUGUGAAAUGUCAGUGUCAGUCUUCUGUUUUGGAAAUUCUGGCGUGCAACAUGUUUUUGAACAAGAAAUUGUUGUUUGCCGAGUCACUUAAAAAAUCAUGCUUAGAGCAGAAAGAGAAGACAAAUAACGCUGCCUCACCAUCCAAAUUAUCUCUGACAGCUGCUUCAGAUCCCAAGGAUAUCUUUUCAAAAUGGUGUGAUGUAUCUGUUUUAGAUGGCCUUAUCCAGUCAGUUUCAUCUUUAGAUGGUGAAAUUGAAAUAAACGUACAGUCAAAGGUUGCCGGCGUUUUACUUAUUGUGCAUUUGAUUGUGAAACUGGAAACAUCUGGCGCAGGAGCAUUGUCUAUGUCGUUAGUUGGGAAGAUCAAAGUCAUUUCAGAAAUGCUUCGUGUCCAACCUGCUUUUUCUGAGUUGUUGGCACAAUAUUCAAAGCUUGGUUAUAGUGGAGGGAAAGAGCUGAUGCCGAUGAUUCUCAGCGACCUAUACUGUCAUCUGCAAGGGAAACUUGAGGGUCGUGAUAUCCCAAUUGGUCCAUUCAAAGAGCUUUUCCAGUUUCUAGUUGUGUCGGGAUUUUGGGAGAAAUACAAACAGAGAACUGAUAUGGACAAAAAUAUGGAUUUGGGGGACAAUAUUUUGUUUGACAUUCAGCACAUACGAACAGAAUUAGGUAUUGCUAUUUGGGAUUUUUCUGAGUGGAAGACAUCUAAAGCAACGACGGAGGAAAUGCUGAGUUACAUGCAGAGAGCAAACUCGAUGGUUUUAAUCUCAACUUCGCAGGUCUCUGCUUUGCAUGCAUUGAUAUCCGUCUUGAUUCUUUACGAGGAUAAUUCUCUUGAAGACAGUGUAGCUGUAGAAAGGAAAGUCCCUGCUCGAGUCACUCUUUCAAGCAUUGAUGAAGUGUGCAAACAAUUCUCCACCAGGGUUGAUUCACUUGCCUCUCUCUGGGAUGCCCCCAAGAUUGUGUUCGAUAUACUCACAGCACAGGUAGACUUGCUGUCCCGGCUUUUGAAAUCCACAAAGAAAAAGCUGCCAUUAUCUGUUUGUGCACUUGUCCUGAGAAAUGUUGGGCCUGCCCUCAAAAUCCUCGGUAGUUUGAGGCAUUCAAGUGCUAUAUUAAAGAAGACGGUAAACCUCCUACUAGAGGUGCUGCUACUGGUUGUGGGUUUUGGUUCAGGCAGCUCAAACUCAAGUGAGAUAGGAGAUAUGGCAGCAAGAGAUCUUGCAGAUAUAUCUGAUGCGACAAUUGGAUUAUUACCCCUUCUCUGCAACUUGAUGGGGAAUCCCGAGUACUUGACUCUCUGCCUGACCACGGUAGACUUGACUCUCAGAAAUUUUUUGACGCCAGAGACAUGGUUCCCAAUUAUACAGAGUCAUCUCCGCUUGCAGCAUGUUAUACUGCAGCUUCAGGAUAAGAAAUCCUCGGCAUCCGUUUCAGCAAUAAUGAAGUUUUUCUUAACUAUUGCUCAAGUUCAUGACGGUGCUCAGAUGCUUCUAAAUUCCGGAUUUUUCUCGACUCUAAGAGCUUUGUUCAUUGACUUGCCAGAUGGAAUGUCUACAUUAGUAUCUGACAACGAGAAGGGAGGGUUGCUUGAUAAGACAGAAAAAACGCAGCAAAUCUGGGGAAUCGGUUUGGCUGUGGUUACGGCGAUGGUUAAUUCUCUAGGAUCAGUUUCUGUGGGUGCGGAUAUAGUUGAGAGCGUAAUAUCUUACUUUUUCUCCGAGAAAGGUUACAUGAUCUCUUAUUAUCUGUCUGCGCCGGAUUUCCCUUCUGAUGGUCGUGAAAAAGUGAGACAAAGAACUCAACGGACAUGGACAUCCCUUGCUUAUCUGAGAGAAACCGAGCAUACUCUCCUUAUGAUGUGUGCAUUAGCAAGCCACUGGAGAUCAUGGGUUAAAAUAAUGAAGGAAAUGGAUUCUCCGUUAAGAGAAAUGACUAUACAUCUCUUGGCUUUUAUCAGCAAAGGCGGUCAACGCCUCAGAGAGUCUCAUAUCAAAACAUCUCACCUGUUAUGCCCUCCAGCAGUGAAAGAAGAGUUCGAUUCCUGCAAAAGACCAUCCGUAAUUAACAGUAAACACGGAUGGUUUGCUCUAGCACCGUUAGUUUGUGUCGGGAAACCCAAGCUUGGCGCAUUAUCAAUCUCGACUGCUCUAGUUGUUAGGGGACAAACGACAGAACCGGGAUCUGUUCCUCAGUCACACUUUACAGACUCGGUUGCGGUACAGAUUUAUAGAGUGGCUUUUCUCUUGUUAAAUUUUCUAUGUUUACAAGCAGAAGGUGUUGUUAAACGGGCAGAGGAAGUAGGAUAUGUAGAUCUUGCUCAUUUCCCUGAGCUUCCAGAGCCGGAGAUUUUGCACGGUCUACAGGACCAAGCCAUAGCGAUUGUCGCUGAGCUCUGUGAUAAUUACAAAGAGGUUCCUGAUGAAGUCAAGUCGCUGUGCCUCUUGUUGCUCCAAAUAACAGAAAAGUCGUUAUAUUUGGAACUCUGUGUAGUUCAGGUUUGCAGGAUCCAUCAAGUCUUUGGCCGUGUGGAUAACUUCUCAAAAGAAUUCAAAAAGCUAGUGAAAGCUGCAGAAGUGCAUGCGUACUUGGAAACUUCUAUGGAUUCACUGAAGAAAAUAGCUGUGUUUCUGUAUCCCGGAUUGCUAUAGGUACGAGAGAACUUUUUUUAACAUGGAGACUUGUUUGUUCUUUAGGGACUGAGUGUGUGACCAAUGGUAUUAUUGGGGCAUUGACCAUAUGUAAGUCAAGAUAAUAGAUGCUUUUGCAUGUAUAAACUUUUAUGUUGGGCUCAUGCUGACCACUCCUUUUGGACUGUUCGUCACGUAACGCCGUUGCUUUCAUAUGUUAUUCGCC
Messenger RNA from Eruca vesicaria subsp. sativa (arugula), 6122 nucleotides. NCBI's taxonomy places the organism in Eukaryota, Viridiplantae, Streptophyta, Magnoliopsida, Brassicales, Brassicaceae. The record is from the annotation of a GenBank genome assembly.